AUGUCAAGUAGCACGUCUGAGACCAGCGGCGUGCGCAUCGCAGUAGAGGGUUGCGGCCACGGCACUCUCAAUGCCAUCUACGCGGCCGUCGAGAGGUCAUGUAAGGAGCGCCAGUGGGACGGCGUCGACCUGCUCAUCAUUGGCGGCGACUUCCAGGCUACUCGCAACGCCGCCGACCUAAACGCCAUGUCGGUGCCCGUAAAGUAUCGCGAGCUGGGCGACUUCCACGAGUACUACAGCGGCGCCCGCAGAGCCCCCUAUCUAACAAUAUUCGUGGGCGGGAACCACGAGGCAUCGUCCCACCUCUGGGAGUUGUACUACGGCGGCUGGGUGGCUCCAAACAUCUACUACAUGGGCGCCGCCAACGUGCUCCGCCUGGGUCCGCUGCGUAUUGCCGGAAUGAGCGGCAUCUGGAAGGGCUUCGACUACCGGAAGCAGCACCACGAGCGGCUGCCCUUCAACGCCGACGACAUCAAGAGUUUCUACCACGUACGAGAGAUUGACGUUCGCAAGCUGCUGCAGCUGCGUACCCAGGUGGAUAUCGGCAUCAGCCACGACUGGCCGCGUCCCAUCGAGAAGUACGGGAACAGGAAGCGCCUGUUCGAGAUGAAGCCCCAUUUCGAGUCCGAGUCCCGCGAUGGCUCACUGGGAAGCCCCGCUGCCGAGUAUGUCCUCGACAGGCUGCGGCCGCGAUACUGGUUUUCGGCCCAUAUGCACUGCCGUUUCGCCGCUAUCAAGCAGUUUCAGCCCCCCGAGGGGACUCAAGAAAGCGACGAGCGCGCCAAAAGCAUCCAAGCGGCCCCAGGGCCGGUUGCAGAUGCGAACCCGGAUGAGAUCGACCUCGACCCAGACAACGACGGAGAUCCCCCGGAAGGGACAGCAGCAACCACGGCAGCCGCAGGAGCCGCAGCCGAGCCCGCCGUCAAGCCCCAAUCCCCUUCCGGGGAAAACACCACAACCCAAGAUACCGAAGCCCUCCGCGCGCAGCUGCCCGAGGCCUUCGCCAAGCGCGCCCAGGUGUCCUCCAACCGCUCCAUCCCGGGCCAGCCCGUCCCGCCCGGCAUAACCAACACCACGACCCGCUUCCUCGCCCUGGACAAGUGCCUUCCGGGCCGCAAGUUCCUCCAGCUCAUGGAGAUCCCCGCAGCAGCAGCAGCAGCGGGGAGGGGGAGCAAGCUGCGCCUGCAGUACGACCCGGAAUGGCUGGCCAUCGUGCGCGCGUUCCACCCGCUCGUGCGGAUCGGCGAGCGCGGCGCGGCGACGCCGCCCGACGAGGGCGAGGAGCGCUACCGGGCCCUGAUCGAGGAGCACCGCGCCUGGGUGGACGAGCACGUCGUGGCCGCCGGCCGGCUGGACGUGCCCGACAACUUCGCCGUCACCGCCCCCGCCCACCGGCCCGGCAUCGACCCGGAGAUGACGGACGAGCAGCCGCGCGAGUGGACCAACCCGCAGACGGCCGCCUUCUGCGACAUGCUCGGGCUGGUCAACUACUGGGACGCGUCCGAGGAGGAGAGGAAGCUCAGGAUGGAGAACGGCCCGGCGCCGGCCGAGUAUGGCGGCGGCGGCGGCGGACGAGGACGCGGUGGGGGCCGGGGAGGUCUCGGAAGGGGUGGGCGGGGAAGAGGAGGUGACGGCGGGAGAGGGGGAAGGGGCGGAUGGGGUGGUGGUCGCGGCGGCGGGAGGGGAUGGGGUGGUGGGAGAGGGCGUGGACGGGGUUGA
Messenger RNA from Thermothelomyces thermophilus ATCC 42464, 1719 nucleotides. RefSeq lists its product as uncharacterized. The record is from RefSeq and is a predicted model, not a curated record. Gene Ontology annotation, molecular function: RNA lariat debranching enzyme activity. Gene Ontology annotation, cellular component: nucleus. Gene Ontology annotation, biological process: mRNA splicing, via spliceosome. The transcript is spliced from 3 exons. Bases 1 to 1719 code for a protein of 572 amino acids. NCBI's taxonomy places the organism in Eukaryota, Fungi, Ascomycota, Sordariomycetes, Sordariales, Chaetomiaceae.